Messenger RNA from Rosa rugosa (rugosa rose), 2527 nucleotides. Its product is annotated as ubiquitin carboxyl-terminal hydrolase 21. The record is from RefSeq and is a predicted model, not a curated record. Bases 148 to 2271 code for a protein of 707 amino acids. Gene Ontology annotation, biological process: protein deubiquitination. Gene Ontology annotation, molecular function: cysteine-type deubiquitinase activity; cysteine-type endopeptidase activity. The transcript is spliced from 8 exons. NCBI's taxonomy places the organism in Eukaryota, Viridiplantae, Streptophyta, Magnoliopsida, Rosales, Rosaceae. Gene Ontology annotation, cellular component: cytosol; nucleus.
CCUAAAAAAUAAUUGAAAACCCAAAAUCCUCAAACACCCAAUCUUCAUUUCCCUCCUAAUUUCUGGAGCCAAAACUCCAAACCUCCCAUUUCAGAUUCAAUUCCCUCUUCUCUGAAAACCCCCCCCAAUUUCCUCACACAGUCUCCAAUGGAAACCCAUCUCUCUGAAACCAACUCUCUGCCCCCAGAUUCAUUUCUCCCAAAUCCCCAACACCAAACCUCUUCUUCCCCAGAUUCAAUGCCUAUUCUUCCAGAAACCCUUGAUGGGUCUUCACAAACUGAAGACGUGUACGAGUUGGAUUUGGUCCCUGUUCUUGAAACUGAAAAUGGGUCUUCGUCCUCUUCGCCUCUCGAAACCCUAGGGUUUCAAUCUUCGGAUCGUGAUUCGCAAGGUUUGGAACAAGGGCAAGAAGGUGACCUCACAUCAGCUUCUCCUCACAAUGAUAAUAAUGUUUUGAAUUCAGAGUCGAAUUCGCAUUCGGAGGAGUCUUGGUCUCGGUGGCCUUCAUCCGAUUCUAGCAAGCAAUCAGUGGUUUACUCAGAGCCGUAUCCUAUGGAAGAAUCCAAGAUCUCUAUGGUGGGUGCAGGGCUUUAUAAUCUUGGCAAUACGUGCUUUAUCAAUGCGAUUCUGCAAUGCUUUACGCAUACUGUGCCCCUCGUGGAGGGUCUCCGAUCUUCCAAUCAUCCCUUGCCUUGUGAUUGUGGUAGUGAAGGGUUCUGCGUUCUUUGUGCUCUUCGUGAACACAUUGAUCUUUCAAUAGUAUCUUCGGGAGGGGCUCUUUCACCAUCGAAGCUUGUUGAUAAUUUGAACCAUUUCUCAUCUUAUUUCCGAAGAUACCAGCAAGAAGAUGCCCAUGAGUUCUUGCAAUGUUUUUUAGAUAAACUAGAGAGAUCUUGGUUGGAUUCUGAUAAAAAGAAUGAGACUUCAUCUUGCAAAGAUAAAAACCUUGUGAACAGGGUGUUUGGUGGCAGUCUCAUUAGCAAACUCCGAUGUUGUAGCUGUGGUCACUGUUCUGACACUCGUGAACCUCUGAUUGAUCUAAGUUUGGAAAUUGAAGAUGUUGACUCUCUUCCGAGGGCCUUGGAAUCCUUCACUAAGAUAGAAAAGAUAAAUGACGUGGAGACAAAGUUUACGUGCGAGAAUUGCAAGGAAGAAGUGUCGGUGGAGAAGCAGCUUGUGGUGGAUGAGGCCCCUCCAGUUGCUGCAUUUCAUUUAAAGAGAUUUAAAACUGAUGGAAAUUAUGUUGAGAAGAUUGAUAAGCAUGUGGAAUUUCCUUUGGAGUUGGACUUGAAGCCCUACACCAGUGGCAAUAACAGUGAUGUGGAGUUGAAGUAUGAACUUUAUGCAAUUGUGGAGCAUAUUGGCUUUUCAUCUACUUCUGGGCAUUACUUCUGCUUUAUUCGAUCCUCUCCAGAUACAUGGCAUAGGUUGGAUGACUCAAAGGUCACUAGGGUUCGAGAAGAAUUUGUUCUAUCACAGGAGGCAUACAUUCUGUUCUAUGCCAGGCAGGGUACUCCCUGGUUUUCAAGUUUAAUGGAAGGACAGAUGUCAUGCUCAGACCUACCCAUUAUGAAUACAUCACCUAAGUCUGUGCUAGAUAAUGUUGAGAACAUCUGUACUGUGAAUAAUCCUGAGGGUUGUACUCCCAAUGCACCCAGAGAUGUUGGCCAGAAAAUUUCUACUUUCUUCCGCAGAGCAAAACGUGAAGAGGUCUUGUUUACUGACACCAGAGAUGAAGCUGAUAGACUUUCUGAAAAGAUUGAUGGAUCCAAGCAUGAUGCUGGAGGUGUCAAGGAGACUGAUGAGAGUAUGCCUAUGAUUACUGCUUCAACUUCAGUUGGCACAAGUAAAUGUGUAGCUGGUACUUCACACAACAAUGAGAAUAAUGAGAAUAUAUGCAGUACAUCCUCUCUUGGUGGUAAUGACAUACAUAAGACGUUUGAUGAAGUCAGAGAUGCUGGUUGCCCUCCUUCGACACCACCCAGAUCUCGAAGUGUAGACCUGUUUUCUUUUGAGUCUACUCCAGAACCAAAAUAUCAUAUUCCCCGAGAUCAUCUGAAGUCAGCAGACAAUGUGAUCUAUAAAAGAAGAUCAAGCAAGGUUGUUCCUCCAGAUCCAGAAGAUCCGAAGAGAAAGGAAGCUAUCAGAUAUCUUGCAAAAUCAAGAAGUGCUCCCAGGGACAGGAGAAGUCAGCUUCUUGCUGCUAUCAUGGAGCCUCAAAGUGAGGGUUUGAACAAGAAAAGGAAAAGAGUGGGGAUCAUGACCAUGUAAAAUUCCACCUCUUCCAAGCACUGUAGAGUGUCUUUUUGGCAAGUGCAGGUGUAUGGGAAAUACAAUGCUCUUUUUACAGCUGUUUUUAGGUCACUCUUUCCCUCUGGUGAUGGAGGGAACUGUAGUCAAAUUUAGUUCAUCGUUUCAGCCACAAAUGUAAAGAUGAGUUUUUUUUUUCAAAAUUUGAUCUGGUUACUUACCAGAAAGAAAUAUUUCAUAGGAGUUGCUCUUAGAAUCAAUGAAGAAAAUUUCAUUA